Molecule: messenger RNA, 1300 nt
Organism: Anolis sagrei ordinatus
Lineage: Eukaryota; Metazoa; Chordata; Lepidosauria; Squamata; Anolidae
Gene: ZCWPW2
Product: zinc finger CW-type and PWWP domain containing 2
Cellular component (GO): nucleus
Molecular function (GO): zinc ion binding
Source: RefSeq, a predicted model, not a curated record
GUAUUCUACAAUCUCUGACUCUUAUAUGGAUUCCAUAACAGACACAAAUUUUUAUACAGAUAAAGUAUGGGUACAGUGUGAGAACAUCGGCUGCUUAAAAUGGAGAAUGUUAAAACAUGAUAAUGUAGCAUAUAUUAAUCCAAAUGAACCAUGGUACUGUUACAUGUAUACCGAUCCACAGUUCAAUAAAUGCUCUGUUUCUGAAGAGUAUUUUCCUGAUACAUCUCAGUUUCAAAAACAUGGAUUAAAGUAUGUGUACUCAAUGUUUCCUUUAGGAAGUUUAGUUUUGGUGAAAAUGCAAACAUUGCCAAGGUGGCCUGGCAUCAUUUGUCCUGAUCCUGUUAAUGGACAGUAUGUGACAUAUGAUUUGGAUGGAGCUGUUGAAAGCCAUCAUGUGGAAUUUCUGGGGAAACCCCAUUGUAGGACUUGGGCUGCCAUAAAAAAUAUUGAUCCUUAUCCUGGUACAUUUAAGGCUGGUAUGUACAAGAGAGAAAAAGCCUGGUAUGAACGUGCAUUGGAGGAAGCAAGCCAGCUACUUCCCUGCUCUGCUCACCAAAGGCUUGAAAUGUGCUACUUGUCAAGAAAUGGCAGAGUAAAGGAUAAUGAAACAAAAGCAAAGACUGGUACAAUAACAAGGAGAAUAAUGGUAAACACCUGUAGGAAACUCUGUGAUGGCAGAACUAGAAGACAAAGAAAGAAAAGAAUGCUGACAUGCUCAGUUGACACAGCAGACCCAGAAGAUAUCCUGUCAACAGAAAAUCUAGUUCUCUCUGAGACAGAAGUUAUACUGAAAGAUUUGGACCGAAUACUCAAGCAUGUUGCAGAUUCCUCCAAGCCUUCUUUCAAGUCAUUUUCGGAUGGGGAAGACAAGAAUUUAAGGGAAAAGGUAACUAACUGCUGCACAGAAUUCACUGAAAAAAGGCCAAUGGAAAUCAACACUCAAGAGGACUGUAUUAUAAUUGAUGGGAAGGCUUUGAAGGCUGGAGAGUGCAUUGAGAGCAUAACAGACAGGUUUAAGGAAAUAGAUUCUUUAAUGGCUGAAUUCCAAGACAGCUUGUAGCACUGAUAAGAGAGAAGCUAUUAUACUAUUACAGCUUUAAACUGCAUCCUUUUUCACAUGUAGCUGGAGAUUCUUAACAGUAGUUUAACAAUAUGGUUAGUUUGAUAUUCAGUUCAUUUUUACUAUGUUUUUCCCUGCGUUCUUUGAUAAAAAUUGAUAUCAAACUUAGUUUCUGUAGAUUACAAACUGCAAUUUAAUGGCUACAGUGUGUGCUUUUAGAAUUUGUUUAAUAAAGACGUU